GGAUGUCGGAUGGGGAGAAAUAGGGGGACGGAGAGCAGCAGGAGCUAGAUGUGAAGAUACCCCAAUACCCCUCACAGUAUUAGUCGCACUAGCCUCGUCCCACCAAUACUGGGUACCGCCUACUACAGCAGGUACCACUUACGUCUAUGUACCUAAGGUGGGUAACCUAAAUAGCACAUACAUUGGAUUUUCACCUUCACCUUUAGAAUAAUCAACUUUCAAAACUCAACCACCAGAAACUAGGCCUUCUUCAAGUAGGCUAUAUAUAGAUGCCACUGUGAUGGCUACGAUUGCAGAGCGCUUCGAUGCGCUACUCCGGUGGGUAGAGGACGACGGAGGGAGCCUGAACCCCGCCGUCGAAAUCUAUCACGACGACCUCACUAAAGCCUCUUUUCGUGUCAAAGACUCGUGCUCACUUGGAGUUGAUGACCCUAUCGUCGCACUCCCGCUCUCAAAGUCGCUCUCCUAUAUUAAUGCUAUUGACCACCACCCGGACUUCGCUUCGUCUUCUUCACCUUAUUCUUCGUCUUCUUCUUCCCCUCCUUCCUCUUCCCCUGAAAGCGACAUAAACCGCGAGGAUGCUUGCUAUUUUCCGACCGAGUUUUUGAAGACAAUGCCUCCACAUGUCAUCGGACGCUUCUUUCUCAUGCAGCAACAUAUUCUUGGGCCCAAAUCGAAGUGGUGGCCGUAUGUACGGACCCUACCCCAGCCCGAGCACAUGAGUAGCAUUCUCCCUGCCCUGUGGCCAUCUGACGACAUCGAAUUCCUGAGGGGGACCAACGCCUUUUCCGCCGUCCAGGAUAUAAAGUCCACCCUGAAGAAAGAGUACAAGCAUGCUAUGAGGUUGCUUCCGGAAACUUACUACUCAGAGUAUACUCGGCCUCUGUACUAUUGGGCCUAUGCUAUCUUCACGAGCCGUAGUUUUCGGCCAUCGCUCAUUUUCCCUCCGCAGACUUCGUCAGGCCUUUCCUGCGACCUAGAUGACUUCUCAGUGCUGCUUCCUUUAUAUGAUAUUGGAAACCAUUCACCAUUGGCUAAGAUCACGUGGGCUACCGAUGAAGAAGCCCAGAUAUGCACUCUCACGUGUAGGCAGACAUAUUCGGCCGGGGAACAAGUGUUCAAUAACUACGGAAUGAAGACUAACGUUGAGUUGCUUCUUGGUUACGGCUUCGUCAUCCCAGCAGACGAUAACUUUCACAAUGAUUACAUCCAUAUCAGGACAAAGGCAGAUCCGGAAGCCGGCGACUUGGCUGCGACUCAUGUCGUGUCGUUGAGGCCUAUGGCACACCAGAGCUCCUUAGUAGGGAGGUCGAGACUCUUGAGCGCGGACUCACUUGGCUGCCUUCCUUGCUUUUCGCAUAUCCAGGACUCCCUCAUUGUGGCUCUCUACGAGAGUAUUACCAAGGGAGGAGACGAAACGAAUAACCCCAGUUUGACCGAAAUUAUGAGAGGUGAAAUCGCGGAUGAGAUUCUUAGGAAAAUUAUUGACUCGUUGGGCUCGAAGCUGAGUGUCGAUCUGGAGGACUUGGAAAUCAACGAGCCGGACUACGAGGCCGCCAACCGUAACCAGCAACUCGUCGUACGCUAUCGUGAGCAAUGUUGGAGCGUGUUAGAAAAUGCGCUUCGAAGCUUGAUGUCGGGAUAGGUUUUCGUGGAAAGGCAGAUGUACAGGUUAAUCAGCCUGUAUAAAUGCUUAAAAUCGAUAAAUUCAAUGUCAAACUCCAAACUAGGGGUAUCAAAAUGCAAUCUGCCGCCGACGCCCAAUAUUACCGGAGCACAUCCUCCCUUUUUUCCCAUGACCGAAAACAAUCUUCAUAAUUAA
Molecule: messenger RNA, 1822 nt
Organism: Annulohypoxylon truncatum
Lineage: Eukaryota; Fungi; Ascomycota; Sordariomycetes; Xylariales; Hypoxylaceae
Product: SET domain-containing protein
Exons: 1
Coding region: 281-1645 (454 amino acids)
Biological process (GO): peptidyl-lysine monomethylation
Cellular component (GO): nucleus
Molecular function (GO): protein-lysine N-methyltransferase activity
Source: RefSeq, a predicted model, not a curated record